This is a messenger RNA of Annulohypoxylon maeteangense, 2068 nucleotides long. Its product is annotated as MFS general substrate transporter. Bases 81 to 1886 code for a protein of 601 amino acids. NCBI's taxonomy places the organism in Eukaryota, Fungi, Ascomycota, Sordariomycetes, Xylariales, Hypoxylaceae. The record is from RefSeq and is a predicted model, not a curated record. The transcript has 2 exons. Gene Ontology annotation, biological process: transmembrane transport. Gene Ontology annotation, molecular function: transmembrane transporter activity.
CGGUCAUCGAUCACGUCGAGAUCAGGUCAUGAACCCCUCCUUUGCUUGAACCCGUAAGCUCGGAUUUACCGUCAAGUAAGAUGGUACACGCCGCAACCAUCGCGCCGGCUACCUCGCCUGCCACUCGCCCAGGUAGAGUGCAAACAAGAUCUGGCUCGAUAGGAAGCUUCCGUGCUGGUUCGCCUCUACCCGCUCUCCCGUCGAACCGAGCGCUAUUAUCAACUCUCCGUCGUGUACCAACACAACAUCAUUACCAAACAUUUCCGACACCACCACCGAGGACAGCCGGCCGAAGACCAGGUACGGGAUCCAGCUCUUCUGGCUCUCAAGGCCAUGAUCACCAUGGCACAACGACGCCUUUACCCGUUAAGCAGCUAGCUCUCUUAGCACUGCUAUCCUUAUCCGAACAAACGGCGCUUAACUCCAUAUCACCAUAUCUACCAGAAAUGAUUGAGUCAUUCCCCGGUAUUAGUCACGAUGAAGUCGGUCUAUAUGUCGGUCUACUAGCUUCGGCUUUUGCAUUGGCACAACUAGCGACCAAUCUUCUCUGGGGAUACCUAUCAGAUGUUAUCGGGCGCAAACCUGUUAUGUUGCUAGGCACCUUGCUGCUAUGCUUCUGUUUCGCUGCCUUUGGAUUCUGCACUAGAUACUUUCACAUCGUUCUGGUACAUGUUGCGAUGGGGCUUCUCAACGGCAACGCUGCCGUAGUUCCCACUUGUUUAGGAGAAUUGACGGAUCGGAGCAAUCAAAGCAAGGCUUUUACCUGGCUGCCUGUCGUGUAUAGCCUGGGUAGUAUUACAGGCCCUGCGCUUGGUGGUCUGCUAGUAGGCAAUAUUGCCAAAGACCGCUAUCCUUUCCUCGCACCAAAUGUUCUUGGGGCUUCUCUUCUCGCCUUGACCGUAGUUGUACUUGGUAUUUGGUUUGAAGAAACUUUGGAGGAGCAGAUCGAACUUCCCCACUGGUCUGAGUGGCUACCAUGGUUGCCUAGUUCUACAAAGCAAACCGAAAAUGGAACUACACGCUCAUGGACCUGGCCUGGAGGAAGAGACUCUGACAGCGAGCAAAGGGAAACAAACGAAGAUGAUGCGAGGGAGGACACCACUUUGCUUGGACCGCAAGAAGACGAAAACGGUGAAGACGACCCGAAAUCGCCAAAUGAUGUUCCGACAUGGCGCCAACUCUUAAACAGAACGACGAUAGUACUUCUCAGCACGCAUCUAGUUUUUCAGCUAUCCAACAGCUCCUUUAACAGUUUAUAUCCGAUAUUUGCAUCCGGAGAGACGCCUACAGGGCGAAACCUACAUGCAGAUGUUAUCGGGGUAUCGCUCUCUGUCGCUGGAGCAUUUACCAUCCUAUUCCAACUCUUUCUUUUCAUGCCGUUAAAAUCUCACCUUGGUAAUGUUAGGUCAUACCGAGGCUCUCUGCUUGGGUUUGCGAUUACUAUGGCUUUAAUACCGUUCGUUGGUUACGAGGACUCAAGCCCGCCGUUCGGUAUAGGAAGUAGCAAAUCAUGGCUAUACUUAGAGAUUGGGGUAAUACUCAUCAUUAAAAAUAUAUGCGCCGUGGGGGGUUUAUCGAGCGUGAUGUUACUUAUCACAAAUUCGGCCCCCACCCACGCGAGUUUAGGCACCCUCAACGGCAUCGCGCAGACUCUUUCAGCUGCCGGCAGAAGUGUUGGUCCUUUCCUCUCGGGCGGACUCUUUACCGUCUCGACACAUGUUCAGCCAAAAGGCGAGGCCCUUGCCUGGGGUUUAUUUGCAGGAAUAGCGUUGGCCGGAUGGCUUGGAAGUUAUGCUAUUCACGGCGAAGGCCUCGAAAGUACCGAUGAUGGGUAUGAAGCGCCUGCCACGCAAGCCGAUGAACAGGCGAGCGAUAAUCCCGCAUGAUCUCGAGGAUUCCUGUCUGACUCUUGAGAGUCGUAACAUCGAUGACGUUUGCUUACGCCAACCUCUGUAUUUGGAACCGGUGAGCGGUGAGCCGCAUAAUCGUGUUAAGGAUGCAUGAUAACGGUUUGUACGACGCCUCAAAACGUUGUUUGCUCGAAGACCUUCAGACAGCAAAAGAACAA